AUGGCUCCCACUGCUGUUUCAUCGGCCAUUGAUGGCCCAACCACUGUCACACCGUCAAAGGCAUCUCACUCUCAUGGCCAUGAACUACAGAACAAGACUCCCCUUCAAGCCAUGUCACACGGCGAUGUUGUCUUAAAAGGAAUACCCAAGCAUCCAGACUUCUCCUCCCAACGCCAGUGGCAACUUGAGCACCUUGCUGCUGCUUUUCGUCACUGGCACCGCGAAGGCUACGUCGAGGGUAUGAGCGGUCACAUUUCCGUUCGUGAUCCCGAGUUUACCGAUGCUUUCUGGACGAAUCCCCUGGGAAGACACUUUGGCUUGUUGAAAGUUAGUGACAUGAUUCUCGUCAAUCUCAACGGCGAGGUCAUUGGUGGCAAUCGUACACGACCACCCAACAGUGCUGGGUUUCUGAUUCACGCGUCUAUUCACAAGGCUAGACCAGAUGUACACGCUAUCUGCCACUCGCAUAGUAUCCAUGGAAAAGCAUGGUCGGUCUUUGGUAAAAGGCUGGAGAUGCUCACGCAGGACGUUUGCAAGUUUAGAGGAGACGCGCACAGCGUGUACGACAGCUAUGGAGGUGUUGUGCUGGCGAGUGAAGAGGGUGAUCGCAUAGCGGCAGCCAUGGGCCCUAAGGGUAAAGGAUGUAUCUUGAGAAACCACGGUAUCUUGACCGUUGGUCAGACAGUGGAUGAAGCAGCGUGGCUGUAUACUUCCAUGGAGAACAGUUGCCGUGUUCAGCUACUUGCCGAAGCUGCGGCUGCAAGCGGUAUUAAGAAGGUGCUGAUUGAAGAUGAGGAGGCGGAUUUCAACUUUGAUGUUGAGAGUGAUCCCGAGGUCUGUUACUGUGAGUUUCAAGUUUACUAUGAUUUGGAGGAUGAGCUGUCCAAGGGAGAUUUUAAGAACUGA
Messenger RNA from Fusarium pseudograminearum CS3096, 906 nucleotides. RefSeq lists its product as uncharacterized. Lineage: Eukaryota; Fungi; Ascomycota; Sordariomycetes; Hypocreales; Nectriaceae. Gene Ontology annotation, molecular function: actin filament binding. Bases 1 to 906 code for a protein of 301 amino acids. The record is from RefSeq and is a predicted model, not a curated record. The transcript has a single exon. Gene Ontology annotation, cellular component: cytoskeleton.